AAUGGAUAAUAUCACUCUGAUCACUGCAGACGAUCUAAUUAAAAACAAGAACACAAGGCCCCCUCCUGACAUGAAGGAUCCCAAAGACAUUACUUUAUUCUAUGAGACAGCUAUUUCUCGUGAAGAAGGUUCGAACCCUAAUAUUUUACUUAAAAUCUACCAAAAUUAUUUUGAAUGGGCAACUAAACAAGGAGAAAACUCCCCGGUGACUCUGCACCAAAUUCUCAAGAAUUUCACUCACAAGAUGAGGAAAGAGGAGAGUUUGUACCAAAAUUCACAAUAUGUCUUGCUUUGGGUGAAAUAUGCUCUAGAAGUCCAAGAAAUGUUUGAUGUCUACAAUUAUAUGGCAGUCCAUAAAAUUGGCACUGAAUCAUUUAUCUAUCACCUCAAUUAUGCUCUUUCAGUAGAGAAGCAUCUUAGAGAUUUCAAGAAAGUUGAUAAAAUGUUCAGAAUUUCUAUUAAGAAAGCUCCUAGUAGAAAGAAGUCCAAAAUUCAGUAUAAUUAUAGCCUAUUCGCUGAGAGGAUGAAAGAAAGAUAUAAUCUCAUUACAAAAUCUCAGAGGAAAUCUACGAUUUCCUCUUCGUCUCCCAGUAGCUUUUGUCAGGAACAUAGAAGAGAAGCAUUUCUCAGCAAAAGAAAUCGAGAUUUAGAAGGUAUUACUCCAAUUAAGCAGAGAAUGAUGCCUCAUCCUUCGAAACAUUUAAAGCCUGGGGAGGAAAGUUCAAGAGCUAAGCAGCCAUCUUUCACUCAGUCGCAGUAUAAUGUUGAUAAAUCUUGUCUGAUCUAUGUUGACCGGAAUCAGAGAGAGGAAUUCAUCUCUAAAGCUUCUAUCUAUGUUGAUAAGUAUUAUACUGAGUUAGAAAUCCAAGGAGAGUCACUAGGUAUAAUCUCAGAAAGUAAAGUUCAUAUCAGCAGAGAAAAAUAGGCCUCAAUCAUGGGUCAGUAUGAUCGGUAGCUUCACUUGUGCCUAUAAUCGGAAUAAUCGAACUGCUUCUCAAGAGUCUAUUGAUUGAGAUGAAAUUCCAGAGAAACUCAUAUUUACAGGGGAAUGUCAAGAUGAAGAUUCAAAGGUUGAAUUAAUAAGUCCUGAAGAAAAGAAAGCAAACAGAUUGAGAUUCCCUACUAAAAGGAAAUCAAAUAACAAACUAAAAUCAAUUUUGAAAGCUCAAAAAUAGCAGCUCUAGCGAAAAUGAAGAUGACAGUAUUGAUAAGGACACAGUGAACUCUCAUCAUUACAUCAGUGGGGAAUCUGUAAUAGAUUCAUUGCAGAAGACUCGUGAGAAGUAUAAACCUCGCAAGCAGAAUAAUUUAAAUCAAGAAGAAGAGAACUUUUUGAUUACUGAAAAUAGCAAGAAGAUAUCCCAAAAGCCAUUUAAGAGUAUGAAGAAAGCCAAUAGAGGUAGGAUCCUAAGAAACAAAUCUCAGAAGGAAUGGUUAGACAGAAAUACAGAAAAUUUCAAUAAGAAAUCCACUCACGAGUCACCUCAUUUAAAACUUUGAGAUUUUAAAUAAGUAUCAGCCAGAGUUAAAAGAGGGGCAAAGAAGAGCCCUGUUUGCUAAAUCAUCUACUAAAAGAAAUCAAUCAGAAAGAUCUCCAGUCAGAGAAAUAAAGCCCAAAAGCCCUGCUUCUUAUAAAUUAGGAAGCAUAAGCUUCCAAUUGCGAGAUUUAGAAGAAUCUGAUAGUGAUCAAGAACAACUCUAACACCCUAAUAAAUCCCAUACAUCCUCAUUUAUCAGUUUAACUCAAUUUCAUCA
Messenger RNA from Moneuplotes crassus, 1755 nucleotides. The record is from the annotation of a GenBank genome assembly. Lineage: Eukaryota; Ciliophora; Spirotrichea; Euplotida; Euplotidae.